Messenger RNA from Varroa destructor (honeybee mite), 2780 nucleotides. RefSeq names its product putative aminopeptidase PLBD2. Gene Ontology annotation, molecular function: glycerophospholipase activity. Lineage: Eukaryota; Metazoa; Arthropoda; Arachnida; Mesostigmata; Varroidae. Gene Ontology annotation, biological process: phospholipid catabolic process. Gene Ontology annotation, cellular component: extracellular region. The record is from RefSeq and is a predicted model, not a curated record.
CAAUGUUUUGGGUACGAAAUGUUAGAAAAUGGUAUUUAAAAUACUUUCGGUAUAUUGGAAUCAACAUAUGUGUUCUUGAAUAUUAAAUUUUUAUCAUACGGUGUGGAUUGACAUAACCAGCGUGCUUCUCCACUAUAUCAUUGGCAAUUUACUGCACAAGAGAACGUUGGCGCCACUUCGAAGUGAACGCCUUCGACGAACGAUUAUGCUGCAUCGGAUGGAAGAAGAUGAUACACCAGCUCUCACACGAAGUUGAUUCUACGCGCCCUAAACCGUGUAACAUACGCAAACAUUUACCUUCGGUCGAAUAUGGCGGAAUGUUAAAGCGUUGCCGAUCUCCUAGAAUUUGUUCCCACGAUGGCGCCAUAGUAACGCGUUCGCACGGUAAGCGGACGGACGCAAACGUAAAUCCAGCCAGGCAUAAUCGUAUCCCUGCCGGCCGUCUGAAGUGGUGCUGAACGGCAGCACCGAACGUAAAAUUCAAAACGCUUUCAUAACCUUCGAGGACCUGCAAAUCCGGGAAAUUAUCGAAUACGACGUGGCAGGCAAUCACCCAGCGUUACUCGGCAACGUAAGUGCGAGUAUUGGCUAGUGACACUAUCCCCAUGUUGACCAUCUUGGGGUUCGUCUUGGUGGCAGCUGGACUAAAUCAGGCUACAAUCCGCACCGGACACGUAACCUGGGAUUCAACUAAUGGCCGCUUCGAAUUCAACGGAGGAAGGCCGAUCAAGGAAACGCUUGCGACAGGAACAUUCGACGAUAGCAUCACAGAGACAGGUUGGGGAUUCCUCGAGAUUCACACGAAUUCGCUUAAUGGAGCUUACCUUGACUACCAUCAGGCGUACGCUGCAGGCCUUCUGGAGGCUCGACUUACAAAAGACCUAAUUGAAAAGCAAUGGCGAAAUGAGUAUCAGGAUUACUGUGACAGAAACGCCGUCUACUGUGAAAAGCUUCAUCUCUUCCUUCAGACUAAUUUAGCUUACAUGCUCGAGAUGGUAGAAAAAUACAGCUUUACCGUUCCCUAUUGGCACCAGGUUGGUCUGGUUUUAGUUCAACUCGCGGGUAUUGAAUCGGGGAUUCGUAUGGAAGAUUACUAUGUCUACGUCGGUGAAAACCUGACCCCUAAUAUCUCUAAUAUCAUGCAAAUGAAUCUUCACGGUGAUCUUUGCGAUCUUGAAAAGAAACUGGGCAAGCUGAAGGAAGAGGCGCCUGGUGCAAAAUCGUCUUGCUCUGCUCUGAUCGCUUUAACAGAAGGAGACCGUGACCUCCUCGCCGGCCAUAACACCUGGACGGGCUAUAACGCCAUGCUACGUAUACAGAAGAGGUUUACAUUUCAGUACCACAAAACGUUCGAUAGCAACGAGUCAGUUCCUGGAAAUGGCGCAGCAUUCUCAUCAUAUCCUGGUCGAUUGAUCUCUGGAGAUGAUUUCUAUGUCCUGUCUAGUGGGCUGGUUGUGACCGAGACAACCAUUGAGAACAACAACAAACACCUCUAUUCCUAUACUACGCCGCGUGGAACCGUUCCAUCGUGGAUUCGAAAUAUCGUUGCCAACCGUCUGGCCGCCUCUUGUGAGGAAUGGGUCGAACUAUACGCAUACAACAACUCCGGAACAUACAACAAUCAGUGGAUGAUACUCAAUUAUAAUUUAUUCAGAAGUGGAGAACCGCUACCAGAAGGAGCAUUCUACGUUCUUGAACAGAUGCCGGGCUAUGUUCAACGCCGGGACAUGUCAUGGUUCCUGCAGAAAUACAGGUUCUGGCCAAGCUACAAUAUUGCGUACUUCCCGGAUAUUUUCAACAUCAGCGGCCAAUGGGAUUUAGUAAAGAAGUACGGUGACUGGUAUACCUACGACAAGACUGCGCGGGCUCUUAUCUUCCAGCGCGAUCACGGCAAAGCUGUUAGCGUUGAGGGACUCCGCCGUCUUCUCAGGUACAACGAUUACAAAAACGAUCCACUUUCAAAAUGCAAUUGUACCCCUCCGUACUCGGCCGAAAACACAGUUGCUGCAAGAGGUGAUCUCAACCCCGCCAACGGAACAUACCCCUUCCCCGCUCUUGGACACCGGCCGCGUGGGGCUAUUGACGUCAAGGUGACCAACUCGACAAUGGUCCGAGAAUUUGCGAUGUUAAUCCAGUGUGGUCCGACCAACGACCAACAGCCGACAUUUAGCUGGAGGCAGUCUGAUUUUAAUCAGGUCAUUCGACAUGAGGGACAGCCUGAUGUCUUCAAUUUCCCGCCUGUUCUUAGCCGAUGGAUGAAGCCUAGCUUUGACUAGUAGCUAUUUUUUUUUUUCAAAUGAAGAUGAAAAAGUGCAAACGGGUACGCUAUACUAAUUUAAUGUCUUUGCAAAUUUUGAUAGCUUUAAUUGAUCAGGGGUUCUAAGUUCGAAAGGCUUUCCACACGAGGAAAUGCGGGACUUCUAAAUUUUUGGCAAAAAUUAAAUUGUUUUGCUAUUUUUUUUUAAAUUUCUAUAAAAAGAGAUAAACAUAUAAUUAGUCAUCUAUUCUAGGAUUACUAGAUAAAAAAUAAAUGGACUCAGGAAAUAUGUUGUACUUAUUAUUCAGCAUACGGUUUAAGUGUAUUUUGUAUACGAGUAUCCUGUGCUAUAUAAUUCUGAUAUUAGUUAUGCUAAAUGAGCUCGAUUGAAAUAUAAUUUCUAUAUAAACAUACAAAUAGGUGUUUAUUGUUUAAUGAACUAAACGAACCUUGCGAAAAUUCGCAUCACUUUCUGUCAAUAAUAAUAAUAAUAAUAAAAAUAACAAUGUCGUAGCCAAAGCCA